This is a messenger RNA of Quercus robur (English oak), 2284 nucleotides long. RefSeq names its product disease resistance protein RPM1-like. Gene Ontology annotation, biological process: defense response to other organism. Gene Ontology annotation, molecular function: ADP binding. NCBI's taxonomy places the organism in Eukaryota, Viridiplantae, Streptophyta, Magnoliopsida, Fagales, Fagaceae. The transcript has a single exon. The record is from RefSeq and is a predicted model, not a curated record. Bases 83 to 2212 code for a protein of 709 amino acids.
CUCCAAGUUCCAACUUAAUUGAUUGGAAGAAGGGGAGCCUAACAAUUCAGCAACAUACCUAGGAGCGAGUUUGAAAGCGAAAAUGGACUCGGCUAUAGUAGAACUCUUGAUUGACAAUAUCAUUUCAGCUCUCGCAACUAAAGCGUCGCUGUUAUGGGGGGUCCGUGAUGCAAUUGCAGAUAUCAAGCAUGAGUUGACAAGCAUGCGGUCUUUAUUAAUAGAUGCAGAUAAAAGGGGAGCAAGCAGUGCCGGAGAGGAAACUUGGGUGACAAAUGUGAGGAACACAGCAUAUGAUGUUGAAGAUGUUAUUGAUAUGUUCAUGUAUCACAUCAAUAGCCAACAAAUUGGGGGUCGAUUUGCUUGGUUCCUUCACCACACAAUUUACAUUCCACAGACUCUUUGGGUGAGGCAUAAAAUAGCCAGCAAGUUACAGAAAAUCAAUAAGACAAUCAAGACCACUUCAGAGUUAAAUCAGAAAUAUCAUGUUGAUCCUAUAGAGGGGAAAAGUUCAGAAGAUUUUCACACAUGGGUUGUGCGGCAUGCCGAAUCAUCUUUGUUUGUCGAAGAAGAUGAACUUGUAGGGAUCAAAGAUAAAGGAAAACAAUUAAUGAUGUGGUUGAUGGAUAGAGAACAACAACAGACUGUCAUUUCAAUCCUCGGGAUGGGAGGAUCUGGCAAGACCACCCUAGUUGCCAACAUCUACAACAGUGACGCUGUAAAGAGACAUUUUGAUUGUUAUGCAUGGAUCACUGUCUCCCAAAAAUAUGAUGUAGAAGACUUAUUGAGGAGCAUGAUUAAGGAAUUCCAUAAGUCAACGAAGGAAACAAAUCCAUCAGACUUGAGUUCCAUGAACUACAGACUGCUAGUAGAAAAGCUGGUGAGCUACUUAGAGAAGAAAUCAUAUCUACUUGUCAUAGAUGAUGUUUGGGACACAAAUGUCUUCGAUGAACUAAAAAUAUCACUUCGAGAUAGAUAUCCAGGGAGCAAAAUCAUCCUUACAACUCGUAAAGAUGAAGUAGCUCACUAUCCUUUUAUGGGUAUACCUUAUGUUCAUCGUAUUCAAUUGCUAGAACAAGAUGAGGCCUGGGAACUCUUUUGCAAGAAAGCAUUCUUAGGCAUUCCAAAUAGAAUCUGUCCACCAGAGCUUGAAUCUUUUGCUCAGGAACUUGUAAGAAAAUGUAAAGGCCUACCUCUUGCAAUUGUGGCUUUGGGCAGUCUUAUGUACUCCAAGAAUGAUACGUCUCAAUGGAAUCAAAUUAAUAGCUGCUUGAAUUGGAAUCUAAGUAACAAUCCUGAGCUAGAAGCAGUGAAGAGCAUUUUGUUGCUUAGUUUCAACGAUUUACCAUAUCAAUUGAAGCAUUGUUUCUUAUAUUGCUCUCUUUUCCCAGAAAAUCAUGAGAUUCGAAGAAAAAGGCUCAUUAUGCUAUGGAUGGCAGAAGGAUUUGUAGAAAAAUUUGAAGGGUCCACUCUAGAAGAAAUAGCAGAUAGCUAUCUAGUAAAACUCACUUUCAAGAACAUGCUUCAAGUAGUAAAGAGUGACGAAUUUGGAAGAUCACAGAGAUGUAAAAUGCAUGAUAUUUUGCGGGAGCUUGCUCUAUCAAUAUCAGUCAAAGAAAAGUUUGGUGUUGUACAUGACGGAGGAGAAGAAAUGAUAGAAUGCAAAGCACGCCGCAUUUCAAUUCACAAAACCGGUGGAGAAGUCAAAUCAUUUACGGGUAUGUCAAAGCUCCGUUCUUUUCUUGUUUUUAACAAGUCGUUGAAAACAUUGCCUUCAAUAAGUAAAAUGUUGAGGGUUCUAGAUUUGGAGGAUGCCCCCAUUGAUGAAUUGCCUGAUGUAGUAGUCAAAUUAUUCAACUUAAGAUAUUUGAAUUUAAGGGGAACUUUACUUAAGAAGCUCCCAAAUUCCAUAGGGAGGCUCCUUAAUCUUCAAACCUUGGACAUCAAGGACACACAAAUAAAGGCCCUUCCCCAUGGAAUUGGAAAGUUGCAAAGCUUGCGACAUUUAAUAAUGUAUAGCUUCACUAGAAAUCGGAAUGACUUCAGACAUGUUACAGGAAUGCAAAUACCACCAAAUAUCGGUCGGUUAAAGAAUUUGCAAACUGUAUGUAUUGUUGAAGCAAAAGGUGACUUUAUAAGACAAAUUCGGAGCAUGGGGCAACUCAACUCGAUCGGUAUUUCAAAUGUGAAAGAAGGAGACAUCUUAGGGCGUUGACUAUCAUGGUAACUAAUGAGGAGGAAACUCUCCGAAUGGAUGCACUCUUAUCUCCUCCUCCCAACCUUCAAA